Cooperia oncophora is the source of this 585-nucleotide messenger RNA. Lineage: Eukaryota; Metazoa; Nematoda; Chromadorea; Rhabditida; Trichostrongylidae. The record is from the annotation of a GenBank genome assembly.
AUGGUUUAUCAGAAGAUGGAAGCGCUCGUGAAUCAUAUGCUUGACGCAGAAUCCGGUGUUCCAAUCAAGACCGUCAAAAGCUUCCUCUCUAAGGUGCCAUCCGUCUUCACGGGUCAGGAUCUCAUAGCAUGGAUUAUGAAGAGCUUGGAUAUGUCCGACCUUUCCGAUGCUCUCCAUCUUGCACAUCUCAUCGCAUCGCACGGUUACCUUUUUCAAAUAGACGAUCAUGUUCUUACGGUGAAAAACGAUGGGACGUUCUAUCGGUUUCAAACUCCUUACUUCUGGCCGUCUAAUUGCUGGGAACCCGAAAACACUGAUUACGCGGUCUAUUUGUGCAAGCGAACAAUGCAGAACAAGGCGCAUUUGGAGUUGGAGGAUUUUGAAGCCGAAAAUUUAGCGAAGCUCCAGAAGAUGUUUAGCCGAAAGUGGGAGUUUGUGUUCAUGCAGGCUGAAGCACAGUAUAAGGUUGAUAAGAAGAGAGAUCGACUGGAACGGCAAAUUCUAGACAGCCAAGAAAGAGCUUUCUGGGACGUACAUCGACCAGUUCCAGGAUGUGUGAACACUACUGAGGUAUGUAUAGGUUGA